AUGGCGAACGGGAAACCGGAAUUCACGUGUUACCACACGGAACACCUCCCCUGUAAUGAAGCGGAUCGCAAGUUCGGGCCGUCGCUCGACAUGAUCCGCGAUUUAGAGCUCUCCCGCGCGGACCGCGAGAUGCUGCACGUGCUGCGCCGCUUCCGCUGGCAGCGCGAGGAGCUGGCGCUGCAGGUGCCGCGGCGGGAGAGGAAGGUGGCGUUCAUGUUCCUCACAAAAGGGGCUGUACCGCUGGCUCCGCUCUGGGAGAGAUUCUUCAAGGGCCACGAGGGGCGGUAUUCCAUCUACGUGCAUGCCUCCCCAGACUACACCUUCCCCAAGAACGCCUCUACCCUCUUCAGCAACAACACCAUCCGCAGCGAGCAGGUGGGAUGGGGGCUACCCACCAUGGUGGACGCAGAGAGGCGCCUUAUGGCUGCUGCUCUUGCGGAUCCAGCCAACCACCGCUUUGUGCUGCUCUCCGAAUCGUGCAUUCCCGUGAAGAGCUUCAACUACAUCUGGGACUACCUGAUGGGCACUCGCUACAGCUUCGUCUCCAGCUUCUUCAUUGAUCGCCCGGUGUGCUCUGGCCGGUACGACAAGCACAUGCAGCCCAAGAUCACACUCAGCCAGUGGCGGAAGGGGUCGCAGUGGUUUGCGGCCACGAGGCGGCAUGUGAACAUCAUCAUCGAUGACGACAGCAUUCAUGCACUCUUCCAAAAGUACUGCCGGGGCGACAAGUGGCAUCACCACUGCUACGCGGAUGAACACUACAUUCCAACCCUUCUCAAUAUAAAGGAGCCCAGUCGAGUGGCCAACCGCACCAUCACCUAUGUGGACUUUCCUCCCCUGCAGCAGCACCCCACCUCCUUCCUGCCUCCCAACGUCACUGAGGACCUCUUUCAGAACAUCACAAACUUCACAGUGAGUAGGGGGGAGGUGGGGAAGGUGGGGAAGAGUGGGGAAGAGUGGGAAUGUGCAUGUUUGGAGGGCUUCCCUCCCCUGCAGCAGCACCCCACGUCCUUCCUCCCUCCCAGAAUCACUGCGGACCUCUUUCAGAACUUCACAGUGAUUGGAGGGGUACGAAGAUCUUGUUCUCACCAUCCUGUCUCUGCUUGUUCUCACCAUCCUGUCUCUGCUUGUUCUCACCAUCCUGUCUCUGCUUGUUCUCACCAUCCUGUCUCUGCUUGUUCUCACCAUCCUGUCUCUGCUUGUUCUCACCAUCCUGUCUCUGCUUGUUCUCACCAUCCUGUCUCAGCUUGUUCUCACCAUCCUGUCUCUGCUUGUUCUCACCAUCCUGUCUCUGCUUGUUCUCACCAUCCUGUCUCUGCUUGUUCUCACCAUCCUGUCUCUGCUUGUUCUCACCAUCCUGUCUCUGCUUGUUCUCACCAUCCUGUCUCUGCUUGUUCUCACCAUCCUGUCUCUGCUUGUUCUCACCAUCCUGUCUCUGCUUGUUCUCACCAUCCUGUCUCUGCUUGUUCUCACCAUCCUGUCUCUGCUUGUUCUCACCAUCCUGUCUCUGCUUGUUCUCACCAUCCUGUCUCUGCUUGUUCUCACCAUCCUGUCUCUGCUUGUUCUCACCAUCCUGUCUCUGCUUGUUCUCACCAUCCUGUCUCUGUCCGCACCCCUUUUUUCUUCCAUGUGUGUUGUCUCAGCCGUUUUCUCUGUCCUUGUCUCCCCCAUGUUUCAGGAGCCCCUAGACUACAGAGCCCCUAG
Messenger RNA from Closterium sp. NIES-65, 1704 nucleotides. Lineage: Eukaryota; Viridiplantae; Streptophyta; Zygnematophyceae; Desmidiales; Closteriaceae. The record is from the annotation of a GenBank genome assembly.